AUGAAGAUUUUAACACACAAUAUGAUGGCUUGCACUAAAAAGCAAUGUAUGGGUAAAGGUUUCCCAUUAAAAGUAGAAAGCACAGAACAAAUUGUAUUAGAACAAGAAUUCAACUAUGAAUUCACUAAAAAUAUAUAUCCAAAACUUGAUUGGUUAGGAAUUGCUGAAAUCUCAAUAAAAUUUAAUAUACCAAUUCAAUUAGAUACAACAAAACAUUCUUUAGAAGAUGAAGAAUUUUUAAAAACUUUACAUAAUUUACUUUGUAAUCUUAAAGUUAUUACAGGUAGUUUAACAUGUCCAAAUUGUCAAAGAGUUUAUCCAAUUGAUAAAGGUAUUCCAAAUAUGUUAUUAAGAGAAGAUGAAAUUUAUCAAGAAAUUAAAGAAUAA
Messenger RNA from Dictyostelium discoideum AX4, 387 nucleotides. RefSeq lists its product as hypothetical. The record is from RefSeq and is a predicted model, not a curated record. Gene Ontology annotation, molecular function: protein heterodimerization activity. NCBI's taxonomy places the organism in Eukaryota, Evosea, Eumycetozoa, Dictyosteliales, Dictyosteliaceae. The coding region runs from base 1 to 387 and encodes 128 amino acids. The transcript is spliced from 2 exons. Gene Ontology annotation, cellular component: perinuclear region of cytoplasm; nucleoplasm.